Phytophthora infestans T30-4 is the source of this 1113-nucleotide messenger RNA. RefSeq lists its product as uncharacterized. Bases 155 to 919 code for a protein of 254 amino acids. Lineage: Eukaryota; Oomycota; Peronosporomycetes; Peronosporales; Peronosporaceae. The transcript has a single exon. The record is from RefSeq and is a predicted model, not a curated record.
CUCAUAUCCACCAGAAAGAACCAAAGGGUGGAAGGCACUAUCAAAUUUGAAGCGGUGUAGCUUGAUAAUGGUGAUGCCUCGAGCCUUGUUGGUGCUGUGCGCGGCGGUGGUUCUUUUGUCGGACUUUCCGGGUGUCAGUGUCAGCGCGGGAUUGAUGUCGCCGCUGCGGCAGCUGGGGGAGGAGGUAGUGAAAGUGCACAUCAAGGCGCACCAAAAGGAGGAAGCUUCGCAGCCCAAGCACCACGACGCCACCCCGUCGAAAAAGCACGCGCACAAACACCAUGCGAAGGAAGGAGAGGAGAAAACAACGGAAAGCGGCGAAACUGUGCGUAGCUAUGACCAUGGUACCGUCCGAAUCGAGUCGAAGGGCGCUAUGGCUGGGAAGAAGCUCACGAAGAGUCAUCAGAAGAAAGCGCCCGCCAAGAAGGAGCAAACGGACGAGACUGUGGUCGAGUACAGUCAUGGAACCGUCAAAAUCUCGGGCACGGAGACGACAGAUGGCGAGACGACGGACAAGACCAAGAAGGAUGUCACGCCAGACGAGAAGGAGGUCACUAGCACGGCUAACAAGGUCAAUGAGCUCGUGACAAAGCUCAGCAGCACUGACUCAACCGAACACAAGUCGUUCAUUGAAGCGUACGGUCCUGUGGUUGUCAUCUGCGGAAUCAUUGGCGGUCUGGCGGCAAUCGUCGGCGUCGUUGGCCUUGUGAUGGGCCAACCGCAGUCGAACGACGAUAACUUGGAUUCGGUCUUGAGUGCUUCAGACCUGGAUGUUGAUGUUGAAGCCAAUGCCACAUCGUCUGGAGUGCAGAAUCCUACCGAUGAAGAUCUUCUGGGCGAUUCAAACUCAAAACCCGUCGACGAUGAGGAAGAAGAGGAAGGCACCUUUGCCAACGGCACAGCUCACGUGUCCGUGUAAGGCAAAACUUACGAGUCACUCGCCCACUAGCGCAGGGGUGCAUGUGUUUGUGAUAGUUUCUUUUUAGCUUUCAGCCUGCGGUUUCUUUAUGAUAUUUGUGGGUCUGCGUAGCAGAACCAGUUAAGUCUUAUCGUUGACAGUGUUUGGCGUUUGUUCUCCGUCGAUCGCAACCCGAAAUAAAAGAAAGCAAGGAC